Messenger RNA from Aaosphaeria arxii CBS 175.79, 348 nucleotides. RefSeq lists its product as uncharacterized. The transcript has a single exon. The record is from RefSeq and is a predicted model, not a curated record. Bases 92 to 289 code for a protein of 65 amino acids. NCBI's taxonomy places the organism in Eukaryota, Fungi, Ascomycota, Dothideomycetes, Pleosporales.
AUGAUGAUCAGUCAAGUCCAAAUAUGCCUAGAUACUCAGUAGGAGGAUGUGUCUAUUUCUUACUGCGUAGACUACACAGUACCUUCAUACUAUGAGUAUGAUCUAUCUAUCAACUCCGGAACUCGCAGCUACUAGCUACCUUGUAGUAAGCAGCAAGCAAACAGAGCCACUAUUAUUAUUGUUAUUAUUACCAUCAUCACCGUUGCACUACUGCAUGCACUGCACUGCACUGCACUGCACUGCACUGAGCUGUACUCUGCUGUGCUCCGCUAUGCUGGCUGUAUUGUGAUUGUGUUGUAAUUAAUUGAUUGCUUCUUUUUCUUCUUGCUUGCUUGCUUGCUUGCUUGU